AUGGUAGCUACUAUGAUGCAGCAAAGUACGGCAAUGAUGCAACAACAUGAAGCAUCAAUGCAACGACAAGCGGCAGCGCUUGAACAGCAGCAGCUGGUGAUGCAGCAAAUGGAGGCUGUCAGGGCGGCUGCUGAAGAUGCUCACAGGCAGCAUAUGGAGGCCUUCCGCCAGUUGGAGGAGAACAGGGUAGUUGCCCCUACUUUUGGCCCGGAGCCACGACCUACGGCCAGGGAGUGGAGUCUGGAGGACUUUCUGAAACACCACUCAGUGAAGCUUGGAGGCAAGAUCAGUCCAGACGCAGCAGACCAGUGGCUGAAAGACCUGGAGAGGAUAUUUGAUGCCAAGAUGUGCCCAAAGGAGAGUAGACUGGCGUUCGCAGUGUACAUGCUCAAGGGUGAGGCUGAGCACUGGUGGGUCAGCAUGAAGUCUAUUAUAGAGGAGAGACAGGAGCCAGUUACUUGGGACGUCUUCAGGAGGAAGUUCCUCUCCGAGUACUUCCCUGACAACGUCAAAUACGCUAAAGAGGUAGAAUUUUUACAGUUGACCCAGGGAAGCAAGUCGGUGACUGAGUAUGCAGAAAAGUUCAAGUACCUCAGCCGUUUCUACACCAUGCCACUAGACGAAGAGUGGCGAUGCCAGAAGUUCGAGAACGGCCUCCGUGGAGACCUUCGUUUGAUGGUGACACCGCUAUCCAUCAAGGAUUUUGCCGCCUUGGUGGAGAAGGCAAGGGUCAUGUAG
Molecule: messenger RNA, 738 nt
Organism: Vigna unguiculata (cowpea)
Lineage: Eukaryota; Viridiplantae; Streptophyta; Magnoliopsida; Fabales; Fabaceae
Molecular function (GO): nucleic acid binding; zinc ion binding
Source: RefSeq, a predicted model, not a curated record